AUGAAUAUCUGUACUUGGAACAUAAGAGGGCUUAAUGAGCCUCUCAAAGCUAAUGAAGUUAGGAGGUUCCUUAAUAAUCAUAGUAUUCAUGUAGUAGCUUUAUUAGAAACAAGAGUAAGGCUUGGAAAUAAGGAGAAGGUUCAGAAGAGAUUUGGGGGGGUUUGGACUUGGUUCUGCAACUAUCCUCACUCUCCAAAAGGUAGAAUAUGGGUUGGUUGGAGGACUGCUGAUGUGGACUUACAGAUUCUUAGUAGUUCCUCUCAAAAUGUUCAUUGUUGGAUCCACACUAAGGACCAUAGAUUUUCUUCUUUCUUUACUGCUGUUUAUGGCUUGCAUAGUGUAGGGCAUAGGCAAGCUUUGUGGGAUGAGUUGAACCAUCUGAGUACUAGUAGUUCAGCUAGUCCUUGGCUGGUUGCUGGUGACUUCAAUUCUAUUCUUUAUUCUGGGGAUAGAAUUAAUGGAAAUGCUGUGAGUAAUGCAGAAACUAGGGAUUUUAAUCAAUGUAUUUCAGAUUGUGACCUAAAUGAACUGCAUAGCACUGGAUGGUUUUUUUCUUGGUCUAGCAAGGGUACAGAUGACCCUAGAGUAUGUAGCAGGAUUGACAGGGCAUUUGGAAACAUGAAGUGGAUGGACUCUUUUUCUGAGUUGUCUACUAAAUACUUGAAUCCUUCCUUAUCUGAUCAUUCUCCUAUUAUCAUUCCUUGCAUUACUAACCCUUCUUCUGGUGGGAGACCUUUCAAAUUUUUGAACUAUUUAGCAGAUCACUCCUCUUUUGAGAGUAUUAUGGGUGAGUGCUGGAAUAGAGAGGAUAGGGGUAGACCAAUGGCUCAAAUCUGGUUUAAGCUGAAUAGAGUUAAGCACAAGCUAAAGGUAUUACAUAAGGAGGAGUUUUCUCAUACAGCUGAGAAAAUUGAGUAUUAUAGAAGUGAGUUAGACAAUUUGCAAACUCAGAUGAGGAGUGAUAACAGUCCUCACUUGCUUAGUACUGAAAAAGAGCUUAUUUGCAAUCUCAGAAAGUGGUUAGCUAUUGAAGAACAAGCUCUUAAGCAGAAGUCUAGGGUUCAGUGGGUUAAAGUGGGAGAUUCUAACCACCAGUUCUUUUACUCUGCUAUGAAAGAGAGAUUCUGUAUAAAUAAAGUGCAUCUGCUUCAUGGAGAUGGGGGAGUGGAGAUCACUGAUCUUACUGAGAUUCAGUCCAAGAUCAUUGAUUUCUAUAAACAGCUUCUGGGUUCAGCUGCUUCUUCUCUGCCUGGCUUGGAUGUGCCUACUAUCAGAAAUGGAAAUGUCUUAUCUUCUGAUUCUAGGGCUUUGCUUUGCUUGCCUGUUACUGUAGGUUAA
Spinacia oleracea (spinach) is the source of this 1338-nucleotide messenger RNA. RefSeq lists its product as uncharacterized. NCBI's taxonomy places the organism in Eukaryota, Viridiplantae, Streptophyta, Magnoliopsida, Caryophyllales, Amaranthaceae. The record is from RefSeq and is a predicted model, not a curated record. The transcript has a single exon. Gene Ontology annotation, molecular function: catalytic activity. Bases 1 to 1338 code for a protein of 445 amino acids.